GUGAGUUCAGGCGGGCUGGUUGAAAACGCAGGAAGGAGGAUCGUCUGCUUAAUGUAGUGCAACACAAGUAACGAUCAUCCGCUUAGUUUAACGCGCUAGUUCGCGUUCAACUACACGAUUCACCCGCUAAAUAAUCGCACGCACGUUUGUGUUAAAACCAUCGACAGUUAAAACUAGCUUAGCGUGUAGCAGCUAGCACACGUAGCCUGUGUCGACACUGGUCGGUGUUUGUGUUGAUGUAGCAGCGGAUGUAACGUUCUGGUAAAUUGUGUUAACCGGAUUAAAAACUUCUUUAACGUGACCAACUAUGGAGCGACCAUCAAGGAAGACGAAGAGUGUGAACUACCGUGAACCCAAUGACUGUGACGAUGAUGACGAUUUUGCCUGUGCGAAGGCUCCGCCCAGCAAAAAGGCCAGAGACGAUGUGAAACAUCAGGAGCACAAGAAAGCGUCGAGGCAGUCGUCCAGUCAAGAGACCGACUCUCAGUCCAGCGAGAAGAGCAGAGGACCAUUAGAUGAGAGGUUGUGUGAACGAGCUCUAGAGGCAGCCAUCACGCUUUCUCUGCUCAAUACUGCAGAGGAGGUGGAGAGCCAAUCACCAUCCAGUAAAGGAGACGUCAAGGUUCCUAUUCCAUUGGAUGAAAACACAGAUCCCUCGUCCCUGCACACGUCAAACUGCAGCGUGAAUGCUGCAAGUCUGGGCCUGGAUGAAAUCUCAUCAGAAAAGGUGUUACCAGUCUCAUCCAGACAAAGAAAAGCCGCCAUUGAGGAGCAGAGGAAGAACUUGAAGGAAGAAGAUGACGACUAUCGACCCAAACCGAUGCCAGAUUCAGAAAGUGAUGACGAUUUCAGCGAAGCGGAUGAGAGUGAAGAGGAGGAAUUCACCGUGAAGAAAGUCAGCAAGACUAAAAAGAAGGAGCACGUCGCCAAGAAAGAGAAGAUUAAAUCACCACGAGCCUCAAAGAAAGAGAAGCCGCCAUCAAAGCCUAAAUCUGUGGCAGCUGUUUCCACACCAGUGAGAAAUCCUCCAGCUUCCAAACUGGCAUCCGAACGACCCGCUUCAUCCCCCACACUUCCCUCCUUUAAACCUUUGGAUUCUCUGAGUCCAGCAGGGGGCAGGAUACCCAAGUGGAACCCACCAGGUCUGAUGGGUAAAAGUCCCACGUCGUCCCACAAUCCCUCAGGGAAGUCUCCGGGUCAGGGUCUGCGACUCGGACUGUCUCGUCGUGUCAGAGUUAAACCGCUUCAUCCCAGCGUUGCAAGUCACUGACUGAACUCUUCCACUGUCCAUGUUUGUGUCAGUGAUGUUCAGCUAUAAUAUCCUUUUAGCUUUAAAUACUACUUUUAAAAAAUGUCGCUUGUAAAUAUUUCUUUCUUGAUUUGUACAAUAAUAAAUAUGACGUGAUUUCCUGCUUUGGCCACAAAUGCCAUAUUUUGCCUCAAGAAAAAAAGGUCAAGAAGAGUUAUAGUGAUAAUAAUUAAGACAUUAAUUUGUCAUGGUUUCAUGAGUACAGUAAUUUUGGGAGAUUUACAAAUUUCACCUUUUCUCUUUUUUCAUUCUUGGUCUUAUUUUACUAAUCUCUCUAUCCAUUUUACAAUGGCGUGCAAUUAUUGUAUAUUGUGUACAUAAAUUUGUCAAAUAAAAAGUAAAAGGCAGUUUCAA
Pleuronectes platessa (European plaice) is the source of this 1663-nucleotide messenger RNA. It is a transcript of the gene rad51ap1, whose product is annotated as RAD51 associated protein 1. The coding region runs from base 308 to 1270 and encodes 320 amino acids. Gene Ontology annotation, molecular function: single-stranded DNA binding; double-stranded DNA binding. Gene Ontology annotation, biological process: interstrand cross-link repair; double-strand break repair via homologous recombination. The record is from RefSeq and is a predicted model, not a curated record. NCBI's taxonomy places the organism in Eukaryota, Metazoa, Chordata, Actinopteri, Pleuronectiformes, Pleuronectidae. The transcript has 9 exons.